AUGCACAAACAUGGUGGCGGUGGUUGUGGUUCACUCGUGCAGGCUGUCGGCGUGAGCAGCCGUGCCGGUGAGGUAUUGGACCAGCUCGCGGUGUCCACGGUGCUGCGCUGCGCCGUCAACUGCUCCAGCGUCACCCGCAGUACACCGCUGCACCUGGCUGCGGAGCGGGGCAGUGCAGGUGUGGUGUCUAAGCUGCUGGCGGCGGGGGCCGUUGUGGACGCACGCGACACAGCGGGCAGCACUGCGCUGUUCCUAGCCUCGGAGGCGGGACACACUGCGGUGGUGGAGCGGCUGCUAGCAGCGGGGUCGGACCCCCGCCUGGGCAACUCCGCGGGUGAGACCCCCCUCUACAUUGCGGCGCUGCGGGGCCACCUGGGCUGUGUUAAGGAGCUGCUGCUGUACUGCAAAGCGCGUGGGAUUGACUGGCAGGACCCCGAGAUGUACGGCGACUCCUGGACGCCCCUGCAUGCGGCUGCGGUAGCCAACCGCGCUGAUGUGGCGGCGUACCUCCUGCAGGUGGGGGCACGUGAUGAUGGAGUCGGAGCCGGGGGGCACAGCGUGUUGCAUGUGGCCGCCCGCAAGGGCUCCUCCCAGCUGCUGCGUCUCCUGCUGUCAGCCGGAGGCGUCGCGGUGGUGGGCUCGCGUGACGGCAGUGGGGACACGCCGGUGGACGUGGCCAAGAAGAAUCGCCACGUAGCAGCGCUGGCGGAGUUUAGGAGGCUAACGGCCGGUCAUACGACAACCCGUGGGUCGCAAAGCGCGGCAACUGCGAUGGCUUGAUACUCCCAUGAGAACAUGCAAGCUGACUAUUGACCUGGCCGGAACAUUUGAGGUGCACAGGUGGUCUUCGAUCGCAGUGACACGGAGUGCAUCGGCUGGGUCUGUUUUGCUUUCGAGGGAAUUAAAUCCAUGAACUUCCAUGUCCUAGGACUGCUAGUACUACUUAGGAGGGGGAUUACUGAUAUUGCAUGUCGCACUUCGCGUCUUUCCAAGCAAAUUUGAGCGAGUAUCGCAUCUUGGGCCAGUUGGCUAGCUAUGACAUCAUGAGAGCUGACACGAGAGCUGAGCGGUGGGCCACUCGCCAUCCUGGUGUCACGAAGAUCCCGACACCAGGUCAAUCCAUUUGUUUGUGAUGGUCGUGUACAUAACUUGUUGUCGUUGUUCUACACCACCUCAUGCAUUGGGUAAGCGCUGCCUUGCUUGGGUUAGCAUUCCUAUGAAAGAAUGGGGUUGCGCCUCCAGGCUGGCGACCACACAAGGUAGUCGCCUAGAGUGCCUUGCCGGGGCCUUGUCAUGGUCUUGAGCACUUGGGGUUCGGCUUCGCAUCCAACGGUGCUGAUGACACGUGCCAUAUGCCAUAACUGGAUUUUUGUUGGCAUGACGUAAUCCAUGAGUUUGAUAACCAUGAUGUGGGCUGACGUGGACAUCGCAAGUCGAUAUCAGGUAUUAACAAAACAAACGGCG
This is a messenger RNA of Volvox carteri f. nagariensis, 1464 nucleotides long. RefSeq names its product ankyrin-repeat protein (gene ank6). The record is from RefSeq and is a predicted model, not a curated record. Gene Ontology annotation, molecular function: protein binding. Lineage: Eukaryota; Viridiplantae; Chlorophyta; Chlorophyceae; Chlamydomonadales; Volvocaceae. The coding region runs from base 1 to 780 and encodes 259 amino acids. The transcript has 2 exons.